CCGUCUGUCUUCCGGUUUCUGUACGUAACACUUGACAGCAGAGAAAUGAAAGCGUCGCUGUCAAACUGGUCUGAAAAAUGUUUCGGUGCUCUGGCUGGGUGUGAGUGAUGGAGAGAUGCUGGCUCGGCAUCCUCAUCGGUGUGCUGCUCCGACCUGCGCUCGCUGCCCUUCCUGCACCAGUCAAUGCUCACAUCAUCUCCACCAACUUCAAGCAUGAACUCUGCUGGGAGCCCGCUCCCGGCACUGCUCCGGAGACGCUCUACAUCGUAUCACAAAGGGUCAAAGGGGUGCGUAGGUGGGAACGGCAGUACAACUCAUCAGGCACGUGUUCAAAGGUGAUGCUGGCUAGCGACAUGCUGUACACCUUAGCUGUGCAGGCGUCCUACAACUCCACGUUGUCUCCGCUGUCCAACAAAGUCGACUUUCAACCCUUUGAACAAAGUAAAAUAAGCGCACCACUCCUGUCACUCAGCGGCUGUGGAAACUGCAUCAAGAUGAACAUUUCAGUGCCUCAGGCUGACAAGGACUCAGACAUUUCCGACAUACAGAAAUACUACGGCGCUUCUUUCGACGUCCGUUGGAGGAAGAAAAAUGACAACAGAUUUCUGAGUGUCUCAACAAAAAGCAGGAGUUACACUCUGGACAACUUGGAGAAAGGUGUGGAAUACUGCGUGCAAGUGCAAAUGAUCGCUGGUCUCAACAGGAACACUGAGCCAUCAGCUUGGCAGUGCAUCUUCACCAGCCCUGAGCUACCCAGAAUAGGUCCUUCUGUUUCGGGUCUGAUUGCUGGUCUCAGUGCUGCCACCGUCCUCCUGACCGUCUCCGCCUUCUGCCUCAGCUACGCUGGGAUUUUUUGCAAGCCGAAGGCCGCUCUGCCCACAGCACUAGAAACGGAGCAUCAUGAAGGCCACACCCUGACUCCGGAGAGGACCGUCCCGGAUCAGAUCGCUCUCCGGUCAGAGACGAGCGACGAGAGGAAGCUCAACAGUCCCACAUCUCCGCCUUCUGCGGCUGCUGCCGAGUGCAGCACGGAACUGGAAGAUGAACACGAAGAUGAAGAGGAUGGUGUGAAUGAGUACAUGGACAGAGACCCGGGGCUCUCUUCAGGUCACCAAGUUUCUCCUGACGUGUCCGGGGAAGAGCAGCCUCCGGCCGCAGGGGAUUCUGGGAGUUUCACUGUCCGGUCAUGGGCUGAGCCGGAGGACCUGCAGGAGGAAGGUGAUCAGGAUGAAACCAGACCUGAAUCACCUGGAGGUUCUCUCACUAACGAAAAACAUCCACCCGGAGACCAGGACCAAGCUACAGAUGAGGACUCCUCCAUCUCCAGCCAUGUUGAUCUCUUCUCUGUCACUCUGGCUUCACUUGCUGUUGAGAAGGACGAGGAGGAGGACGAGGAGGAGGAGGAGGAGGACGACGACAAAGGGAAGGAGGAGGAGGAGGAAGAGGAGAAGCAGCAGGAGGAGGAGGAGGAAGAGGAGAAGCAGCAGGAGGAGGAGGAGGAAGAGGAGGACUGUGACUUUUUCAGAGAAUACAGUUCGAAGCCUUUUUUUUCUACGGACCUCAGACGAACUUUGAGUGACUCCCAAACCAAAACAGGCAGUGAAUCACGGACGCAUCUUCUGUGUGAAGACUUCACUGCCACGGAAUAUGAAAAUGAGGAGGCAAACACUUUGAUUCAGAAAGAGGAGGAGGAGGAGGAGGAGGAGGAGUUCUCGGGGUAUCUGGAACACAAAUAAUGGUUUGCCGAUUUGUGUUUUCAGCAUUUGUUCAUUCAUUUUUAAUGUGUAAAGAAAUGUUCUUUAUAGUAUCUAUCUAGUAUCUGUUUUUAAUGGCCAGAGAAGGGAAAUUCCUUUUUUCUUAGCUGAAUUUUAUUGAUGAUUUGAAUCUGAAAAAUGAGGAAACUGUAAUGGAUUUGUAAAGAAAAGCUGAAGUGUACAUACUAUUCUACAAAUGUGAACAUAUCCUAAAUUAAAAAUCUUACUCAAAACACUGAAUAACAAUUUCCCUCAAUUCAGUUCAGUUUCAUUGAUAUAGUGCCAAACACAACACAGCCAUCUGAAGGCACCUCUACAGAGAAACAUUUUCACAUCAUAAUCAACCGUGGAAAGUAAAAACUCCAUUUUAGGAGGACAAAGCCUGCAGAACAAGACUCAGAGGUGAACACUUUCUGCAGAGCCAGACCCAGAAGUGGAGAGAACAGAACACAGAAGUUAAUAUUGGAGUGAUCUCUCCUGUCAGUGCUCUCGCUGCAGCGUUUUAAAUCAACUGAAGACUUUAAGCAGUUAUUGAGACAACCUGAUAAUAAGGAAUUACAAAAGUCUACUGUGGAGGUGAUCAAGCCAUUGGUUUAUUAUUUCCCUGUGUGACUCUGAGUCAACAUGUUCCCGAUUUUAGAUUUAGAUUAGAUUAGAUUAGGUCCUGAUUUUCCACAGGUGUUUUAAGGCUAUUUUAUGGUUCUAUGUU
Molecule: messenger RNA, 2463 nt
Organism: Salarias fasciatus (jewelled blenny)
Lineage: Eukaryota; Metazoa; Chordata; Actinopteri; Blenniiformes; Blenniidae
Gene: crfb1
Product: cytokine receptor family member b1
Exons: 8
Coding region: 108-1736 (542 amino acids)
Biological process (GO): cytokine-mediated signaling pathway
Cellular component (GO): plasma membrane
Molecular function (GO): cytokine receptor activity; protein binding
Source: RefSeq, a predicted model, not a curated record